This is a messenger RNA of Exophiala spinifera, 375 nucleotides long. RefSeq lists its product as uncharacterized. Bases 1 to 375 code for a protein of 124 amino acids. The transcript has a single exon. The record is from RefSeq and is a predicted model, not a curated record. NCBI's taxonomy places the organism in Eukaryota, Fungi, Ascomycota, Eurotiomycetes, Chaetothyriales, Herpotrichiellaceae.
AUGGUGUCUCGAUGUGACAUCGUCCACGACCAACCGUCGGAUGAAAGUGACGAUAUUGCAUCUCAAGCGGUCUCGGCCACCACCAGACUGCCCACAGAAAGCCAGGCGGACUACACAGAGCGCCUGCGCGACGCAGCAUUCUGGGAGGUGCGUCAAAACACCGGCUCGAGAGUCAACCAAGCAUGUAUAGUCCUCGGCAUCGACUUGGUCAAAAAGCUACUCGAUAAGAACCCGACUGCUUCGGUUAUGAUACUCACGGGAUACAACGCGCAGGCCAGACUGUAUCAGGUUGCUAAAGAACUGGAUGUUGUGGCCGCGCAAUUGCCCACGAUUCAGGACGCCCUUUGCCGACUUGGAGGCCAUAUGACGAUGUGA